Molecule: messenger RNA, 603 nt
Organism: Saprolegnia parasitica CBS 223.65
Lineage: Eukaryota; Oomycota; Saprolegniomycetes; Saprolegniales; Saprolegniaceae
Exons: 4
Coding region: 1-576 (191 amino acids)
Source: RefSeq, a predicted model, not a curated record
AUGGGCUCGAUCUUCUCGACGUCAAGCACGCCCGCAGCCGGAACGGACGUGGGCAGCGAGCGGCUGCAUGAGGACGCGGCGAGGAAGGACGCGGGCUGCGACGAGAGCGCUGGCGGCGCCACGAAGAACAAGGCCACCGCGGGCGAUAACUCGGAUAAGGCCGUGCGAAGCCUCGCAGGCAGUGAAGAUGCGUCCACUGCAGGAACCUCGUCGCCACAGGCCAACCUCGAGACAGCAAGCCUACUGCUUGGCUUGCAGCACAUCAGCGAAGCGCUCUACGAGGCCUUGAGCGAUGAUGAUGCUGGGGACGACACUACCGCCAUGGACCACUCGAAAUCGUGUCUUGGCAAGCGCGAAGCACCGAGCGUCGAACACAAUGCACCUGCAAAGCGCCAGCGCGUGGUCUACAGUACGUCGCUUGCUCUACCAGCACCCGAUGACGCGUGCUCACCGCUUCGCUUCCUUCCACUCGAUGCGGUCUGGAGUGACCACAUGCCCAAUGAGAACGUCCAUGCUCUCGACACCCCCGCCUCGCCGAAGGCUGUUGCCGAAGCAGCCAACUGCCCAUUUGCGUAAACUCAAGCAGCAGCUGCCAACGUGUGA